This is a messenger RNA of Ficedula albicollis (Collared flycatcher), 2426 nucleotides long. It is a transcript of the gene IKBKE, whose product is annotated as inhibitor of kappa light polypeptide gene enhancer in B-cells, kinase epsilon. Gene Ontology annotation, molecular function: protein serine/threonine kinase activity; ATP binding. The transcript is spliced from 20 exons. Gene Ontology annotation, cellular component: cytoplasm. The coding region runs from base 14 to 2209 and encodes 731 amino acids. Lineage: Eukaryota; Metazoa; Chordata; Aves; Passeriformes; Muscicapidae. The record is from RefSeq and is a predicted model, not a curated record. Gene Ontology annotation, biological process: peptidyl-serine phosphorylation.
UCCCCCGCCGGCCAUGCAGAGCACCCCCAACUACCUGUGGAGCACCGAGGACCUGCUGGGCCAGGGGGCCACGGCCUCUGUCUACAAAGCUCGCAACAAGAAAUCGGGGGAGCUGGUUGCCGUGAAGGUCUUUAACAAUGCCAGCUACCUGCGGCCGCAGGAGGUGCAGAUGAGAGAGUUCGAGAUGCUGCGGAAGCUGAACCACAAAAACAUCGUCAAAUUAUUUGCCGUGGAGGAGACAGGCAGCAGCAAGCAGAAGGUGCUGGUGAUGGAAUAUUGCUCCAGUGGCAGCCUGCUGAGCGUGCUGGAAGACCCAGCCAAUGCCUUUGGCCUGGCUGAGUCCGAGUUCCUCAUCGUGCUGCAGUGUGUGGUGGCAGGGAUGAACCACCUGCGUGAGAACGGCGUGGUGCACAGGGACAUCAAACCCGGCAACAUCAUGCGGCUGGUGGGGGAGGACGGGCAGAGCAUCUACAAACUGACCGAUUUCGGAGCCGCACGGGAGCUGGAGGACGACGAGAAGUUCGUGUCUGUCUAUGGGACAGAGGAGUACCUGCACCCCGACGUGUACGAGCGAGCCGUGCUGCGCAAGCCCCCGCAGAAGGCGUUUGGGGUCACCGUGGACCUCUGGAGCAUCGGGGUCACCUUCUACCACGCUGCCACCGGCAGCCUCCCCUUCGUGCCCUUCGGGGGGCCCCGCAGGAACAAGGAGAUCAUGUACAAGAUCACCACGGGGAAGCCUCCUGGGGCCAUUGCAGGGAUCCAGAGGCAGGAGAACGGGAACAUCGAGUGGAGCUACGAGCUGCCCAUCACCUGCCGCCUCUCCGCGGGGCUGAAGGACCAGCUGAUCCCCAUCUUGGCCAAUAUCCUGGAGGUGGAUCAGGAGAAGUGCUGGGGAUUCGACCAGUUUUUUGCAGGAACCAACGACAUUUUGCACAGGAUGGUGGUGGACGUGUUCUCCCUGCAGCAGGCGUCCUCCCACCGCAUCUACAUCCACUCCUACAACACUACCACCAAGUUUUUAGACGCCGUCUUCAAACAGACAAAUAUAGUCCCUCACCAUCAAGAAUAUUUCUUUGAAGGACACCUGUACGAGCUGGAUCCCAAUCUACAAGCUCAUAAUUUCUGCAAAACCACAGAGAGCAGCCCCCUGACUUUGCUGAGCACCUCAGAGCAGCCCGAGGACGUGGUGGGGGUCCGGUACAGAGACCCGGCGCUGGAGUUCCCCAAGUUGGUGCCCAGGGUGGAUGUGGUGGCCGACUGCAGCGCAGCCAAGAGUGCCGUGGGUGCUGCUCACCAGACCCUGCGGCUGGGGCAGAGGCUGCGCCGGGGCCGGGAGCUGCUGGCCAGGGGCCUGCACUGGCUGAUCGGGAACCUGAGGACGGAGUGCUCCCGGAUCCUGGAGCAGAGGAGGGGGGCUCACUCCCUGCUCGCCUGCCUGCAGCUCACCCAGGGCAAGGCGCGCCUGCUGUACGAGGCUGCUCCUGCAGGCAGCGGGGGCCCAGCUGGGGUGGAUGUGCUGAGGACAAGGCUGCAGAGGGUGGAUGAGGAGCUCUCCCAGUGCUCCCACAGCAUCUUCGACUUCCAGGGGGCACUGGAUGGGAUUUUGGCCGAGCUGGUGAAGGACAGGCAGCAAGUGCACGAAGACAAAAGCAUCCAGCAGAUCGAGUGCUGCCUGGAGAAGAUGCAGGUGAUCUACAAGCAGUUCAAGAAGGCCAGGACGUGUCUGAGGCUGGGCUACAACGAGGAACAAAUCCACAAGCUGGACAAGCUGAAUUUGGGGAACCUGGCCAGGAGAGUUCUGUCCAUUUUCCAGAACGACUGUGUCCAGCAGUACCAGGAGGCCCUGGCCCUGCACAGCAGCAGGAUGAGGAAAGUCUGUGAGAUAAAGAGGCACCUGAAGAGGCUCAGCAACCGCAUCAGCAGCUGCAGUGUGGAGAUGAUGGAGUGCCAGGACUGCCUGCAGGGUGCUCUGGACAGGCUUCUCCAGACAGAGAAAUGGGAUUUGGCCCCAGCUCCUCCCGUGCCCCCCCCCGUCCCCCUGAGCCAGGCACGCCAGGAGAUGGCUCUGAGGAUGCAGGAAUUAGGGCUGGGUCUCCCCUGCAGGAUGCAGGAGCUGCUGGAGCAGAUGAGGUCGGUCACCUGCGAUCUCCAGCUCAACAACAGCAUCAUCGAGCGGUUGGGCGGGGCUGCUCCCACUCCCCCAGUCUGAGGGACACGGUGAAGGUGCAGCUGCUGAAGCAAAACCAGUUCCCAGCACAGGGAAUUCACAGCGCCCUGGAGCAGCAGAGCCAUCGAUUUCCUGCCCUGGGAGCUCCCUGUGUCCUCCUACCUCUGUGCUCCAGCACUUGGCACCUUCACCCCACCAGCUCCCAGUGCCCUGCACCUCUGGGAGUUUGGCCAGAAAAUCAAAUGGGGUUUUAUCUUUU